AAGAACUACUAAAGUGUCCCUGCAUUUUGUAACUAACACGAUUAAUGUCAUGCAUUUUGUAAGGACUAGAAUAAUUCUUUUCUUUUUCUUUUUCUUUUUAAACUCAAUAAUUCUUUUUCUUUUACCCAAAAUUCAAAAAUAAAACCAAAAACCGAACCAACUCCACCUUCAUUCAAUUUACCCAUCCUUCUCCAAACGCUACCAUUUCCAAACCGAAUAAACUUAAAAAAAAUGGCAACGAAUGAACACGUUCCAGUAGAAUCCGAGCCAAACCCGAACCUAAAUCCAAACCAGAACCAAACUCCGACGCAAUCUCCACUCCUCGAAGACACAGACGAACUCAAGAAAGUCUUCAACGAUUUCGACGCCAACGGCGACGGCAAGAUCUCCGCCAACGAACUCGAAACUGUUCUCCGAACACUCAGAUCCGACGUACCACAGGAGGAGGAACUCCGACGCGUGAUGGAAGAUCUAACCACCGACCGUGAAGGUGGCAUCAACUUAUCGGAGUUCUCCGCGGUCUGCCGCUCCGACACUUCUGACGGUGGCGGUUCAGCGCUUCGCGAUGCUUUCGAUCUGUACGAUCGCGACAAAAACGGACUUAUCUCCACUGAGGAGCUUCACCUGGCACUGGACCGCCUCGGAAUGAAGUGUUCCGUCGAGGAAUGCAGGGAUAUGAUCAAUUCCGUUGAUUCUGACGGUGACGGUAGUGUUGACUUCGAUGAGUUCAAGCAGAUGAUGACGGCCAAGAGCCGUGCCGUUAACGACUCUGUCAAUUAGACAUAAAUUUCUAAGUCUUCGUCACGGUUAGAAGUUUCGGUGUAUCUUCGGUAAAAGCUUCCACUGUACUUUUUUUAACAUAAAUAAAUAAUGAGCAAAUUGCUUAAACUUUAUAGACUUAGGCCAUUUGAAUAAAGAGUUUAUUUACGGCUUA
This is a messenger RNA of Lathyrus oleraceus (garden pea), 934 nucleotides long. Its product is annotated as probable calcium-binding protein CML27. Lineage: Eukaryota; Viridiplantae; Streptophyta; Magnoliopsida; Fabales; Fabaceae. The transcript has a single exon. The coding region runs from base 232 to 780 and encodes 182 amino acids. The record is from RefSeq and is a predicted model, not a curated record. Gene Ontology annotation, molecular function: calcium ion binding.